UCGAUAGCGGGGAAGACUGUGCUAGCAAAAGUUUUUGUAUUCUAAUUUAAUAAGGAUAUAAGCUGUAAAAAUGGAAUGUUUGAUAGGAAUUCAAUUUAAGGACUUCGUUCUCAUUGCUGCUGACAUGACUAACGCUACUUCAAUUAUGGUCAUGAAAAACGAUGAACACAAGAUCUUCAAAAUAUCAAACAAACUUGUGAUGGCCGUUUCUGGUGAAAGUGGAGAUGCCAUACAAUUCUCUGAAUAUAUUAAUAAAAAUUUGCAACUAUACAAAAUGCGAAAUGGCUAUGAACUGUCUCCAAAAGCAGCUGCUAAUUUUACAAGAAGAAACUUGGCAGAUUAUUUACGCUCUAGAACACCAUACUUUGUUAAUAUGUUGAUGGCUGGUUAUGACGAUCAAACUGGUCCAGAACUAUAUUUCAUCGAUUAUUUGGCAUCAUGUGUUAGAGUACCUUAUGCUACACAUGGUUAUGGAGGAUUCUUUUCUCUUACCAUCCUUGAUAGAUACUAUAAAUCGAGUAUGACAGAAGAUGAAGCCUACAUAUUAUUGAAAAAGUGUGUGAGUGAAGUUCACAAAAGAUUAAUUAUCAAUCUACCAAAUUUUAAAGUUCAAAAAAUAUCAAAAGAAGGAAUAACAGAACUGCCACCAAUUACAGCCCAAAACUUAGCUGUUGAAGCUGUUACAAAAGCGUGAAAAUAAUGUUUUCCUUUUAUACGUAAUAAUAAUGAUAAUAAUAAAACUGAUAUUUGUGUGAGCAGGAUCACUUGGAAUAAUCAUAUUUAAUUUUUCUUUGUUGCUAAACAACUUUGGUUGUACUAAAUAAA
This is a messenger RNA of Phymastichus coffea, 825 nucleotides long. RefSeq names its product proteasome subunit beta type-2-like. Gene Ontology annotation, biological process: proteasomal protein catabolic process. Gene Ontology annotation, cellular component: proteasome core complex. The coding region runs from base 71 to 694 and encodes 207 amino acids. The record is from RefSeq and is a predicted model, not a curated record. The transcript has 3 exons. Lineage: Eukaryota; Metazoa; Arthropoda; Insecta; Hymenoptera; Eulophidae.